CCCAGGUGAAGGAAGGGCUGAGCUGUCGGGGGACCAAAACAAAGGUGGUGGUCUGGUGUUAGGGGUCAUGCUCUGCCGGGAUCUGAGUUGUUCUAUUUGGCCGGAGACUCUGCUGCUUUGCCCCCUCCAAAGGGCUCUUUUCUUGGAAAAGCCAGGCGGGAGGAGCGGGAACCAUGAACCAGCAGCUGGAUGCUCCGCGGCCAAUCAACUGGACCAUUAGGAAACUGUGCGCUGCAGCCUUCCUACCAUCUGUACGCCUGCUCAAGGCACAGAAAUCGUGGAUUGAGAGAGCCUUCAACAAGAGAGAAUGUGUUCAUAUCAUAGUGAGUGCCAAAGACCCCCAUAGGUGCUGCUGUGGCCGUCUGAUUGGUCAGCACGUUGGCCUGCCCCCCGGCAUCUCCUCCAGUCAGAAUGACAAGACGGAGCGUCUGGCUAAGAAUGACAGCCUAUCAGAGAAAUGGUCAAUCAGCAAACACACCCAGCUCAGCCCCACCGACGCCUUCGGAACCAUUGAGUUCCAGGGAGGGGGCCACUCCAACAAAGCCAUGUAUGUGCGUGUGUCCUACGACACCAAGCCAGACCUCCUGCUGCACCUGAUGACCAAGGAGUGGCAGCUGGACCUUCCCAAGCUGCUCAUCUCGGUGCAUGGGGGCUUGCAGAACUUUGAGUUGCAGCCCAAACUCAAACAGGUCUUUGGCAAGGGCCUCAUCAAGGCUGCAAUGACAACCGGAGCCUGGAUCUUCACCGGCGGGGUCAACACAGGGGUGAUCCGGCAUGUGGGUGAUGCGCUAAAGGACCAUGCCUCUAAAUCUCGGGGGAAGAUCUGCACUAUUGGCAUCGCCCCCUGGGGCAUCGUGGAGAACCAGGAGGACCUGGUGGGAAAAGACGUGGUCCGACCGUACCAGACCAUGUCCAACCCACUGAGCAAGCUGACCGUGCUCAACAGCCUGCACUCCCACUUCAUCCUGGCCGAUAAUGGGACCACAGGGAAGUACGGUGCUGAGGUCAAACUCCGCAGACAGCUGGAGAAACACAUCUCCCUGCAGAAGAUCAACACACGUAUUGGUCAGGGAGUGCCGGUGGUGGCUCUGAUAGUGGAGGGGGGUCCUAAUGUGAUCUCCAUCGUGUUGGAGUACCUGAGGGACACUCCGCCUGUCCCCGUGGUGGUGUGUGAUGGGAGCGGGCGUGCCUCAGACAUCCUGGCAUUUGGACACAAGUACUCAGAGGAGGGAGGGAUCAUAAAUGAGACUCUGAGGGACCAGUUGCUGGUGACCAUACAGAAGACAUUCACGUACAGCCGGACCCAAGCCCAACACCUCUUCAUCAUCCUCAUGGAAUGCAUGAAGAAGAAGGAGUUGAUAACAGUUUUUCGGAUGGGGUCUGAAGGACACCAGGACAUUGACCUGGCCAUUCUCACUGCUCUGCUUAAAGGAGCCAACGCAUCGGCUCCUGACCAGCUCAGCCUGGCCCUGGCCUGGAACCGAGUAGACAUCGCUCGCAGUCAAAUCUUCAUCUAUGGACAACAGUGGCCUGUGGGUUCUCUGGAGCAGUCUAUGCUGGAUGCCCUGGUGCUGGACAGAGUGGACUUCGUCAAGCUGCUGAUCGAGAACGGAGUGAGCAUGCAUCGCUUCCUCACUCUCUCCAGAUUGGAGGAGCUCUACAACACGAGACAUGGACCAUCCAACACUCUAUACCACCUGGUCAGAGACGUCAAAAAGCAAGAAUAUCCAGGGUUCAGUUGGAUCUACUUCAAGGGUAACCUCCCACCAGAUUACCGCAUUAGUCUCAUUGACAUUGGAUUGGUCAUCGAGUACUUGAUGGGCGGAGCUUACCGAUGCAACUACACCAGGAAGAGGUUUAGAACGCUGUAUCAUAACCUCUUUGGACCCAAACGACCCAAAGCCCUGAAACUGCUGGGGAUGGAGGAUGACAUGCCGAUCCGAAGGGGUCGUCAAAAGACUACACGGAAGCGGGAGGAGGAGGUGGACAUUGACCUGGACGACCCUGAGAUAAACCACUUCCACUUCCCCUUCCAUGAGUUGAUGGUGUGGGCCGUGCUGAUGAAGAGACAGAAGAUGGCACUGUUCUUCUGGCAGCACGGGGAGGAGGCCAUGGCUAAAGCCCUGGUGGCUUGUAAGCUGUGUAAGGCCAUGGCCCACGAGGCCUCCGAGAACGACAUGGUGGACGACAUCUCACAGGAGCUCAACCAUAACUCCAGUGAGUUUGGCCAGCUAGCCGUUGAGCUGCUGGACCAGUCUUACAAGCAGGAUGAGCAGAUGGCCAUGAAGCUGCUAACCUACGAGCUGAAGAACUGGAGUAACGCCACCUGCCUUCAGCUGGCUGUGGCCGCCAAGCACCGCGACUUCAUCGCCCACACUUGCAGCCAGAUGCUGCUCACCGACAUGUGGAUGGGACGGCUGCGCAUGCGCAAGAACUCUGGACUUAAGGUGAUCUUGGGCCUGCUGCUGCCUCCGUCCAUCCUGAGUCUGGAGUUCAAGAACAAAGAUGAGAUGUCAUAUAUGCCUCAGGACCAGGACACUUACCUGCAGGAGAAGGAGGAGGAGCCUGAGAAGCCUGCCAAUGAGAAGGAAGAAGAGGACAUGGAGUUCACAGUAAGAUCCUACUGUGAGACGCAGUACAACUCCGUGGCCAUGCUGGGUAAGGUAAGCACGGAGGCGUCUCGUAAGAAGGGCGUGGGGGAGGUCCAGAAUAGACACCGGCUCAUCCCCAUGGGCCGAAAGAUCUACGAGUUUUACAACGCCCCCAUCGUCAAGUUCUGGUUUCACACAAUGGCCUAUGUGGCGUACCUGAUGCUGUUCAACUAUAUUGUGCUGGUGAAGAUGGACCUGUGGCCAUCACCGCAGGAGUGGAUAGUCAUCGCUUACAUCUUCACCAAUGGCAUCGAGAAGAUGAGAGAGAUUCUGAUGUCGGAGCCGGGGAAGCUGUUGCAGAAGGUAAAGGUGUGGCUUCAGGAGUACUGGAACAUCACGGACCUCAUGGCCAUCCUCAUCUUCUCUGUGGGCAUGGUGCUCCGCCUCCAGGAGCCGCCCCUCAUGAGUUACGGCCGGGUCAUCUACUGCGUUAACAUCAUCUAUUGGUACAUCCGGCUGCUCGACAUCUUUGGCGUCAACAAAUACCUGGGCCCCUAUGUCAUGAUGAUCGGCAAGAUGAUGAUUGACAUGAUGUACUUUGUGAUCAUCAUGCUGGUAGUGUUGAUGAGUUUCGGAGUGGCCAGGCAGGCCAUCCUGAAUCCCAAUGAGGACCCGUCCUGGAUGCUGGCUCGGAACAUCUUCUUCAUGCCUUACUGGAUGAUCUAUGGAGAGGUGUUCGCUGAUCAGAUCGACCCUCCAUGUGGCCAGAAUAUCACCACAGAGGACGGGCAUGUUGUGGCUCUGCCGCCCUGUAAGACGGGAGCCUGGAUCGUUCCUGCCAUCAUGGCCUGCUACCUUCUGGUGGCCAACAUCCUGCUGGUCAACCUGCUCAUCGCUGUUUUCAAUAACACCUUCUUUGAGGUGAAGUCCAUCUCCAACCAGGUGUGGAAGUUCCAGAGGUACCAGCUCAUCAUGACCUUCUACGAGCGGCCCAUCCUCCCCCCUCCCCUCAUCAUUUUCAGUCACAUGACCAUGGUCCUCAAGCACCUGUGCUGUCGCUGGCGUAAGCACGACGAUGACGAGAGAGACUAUGGGCUGAAGCUCUUCAUCACUGAAGACGAGCUGAAGAAAGUGCAUGACUUUGAGGAGCAGUGCAUCGAGGAGUACUUCCGCGAGAAGGAUGACCGCUUCAACUCCUCAAAUGACGAGAGGAUCCGAGUGACAUCAGAGAGAGUGGAGAACAUGGCCAUGCGCCUGGAGGAGGUGAAUGAGAGAGAACACUUCAUGAAGUCAUCUCUGCAGACCGUGGACAUACGGCUGGCCCAGAUGGAGGAGCUGAUUGGUCGGAUCGCUGUGGCUCUUGAGCGAGUCACAGGGGUGGAGCGGGGGGAGGUCAACAAGGCCCGCUCACGCACCUCCUCAGACUGCACAGACUCGGCCUACAUGCUGCGUCAGGGUGAGUGCCCAGAUGCGGCUUACAUCCUGCGCCAAAGCAGCUUCAACAGCCAAGAGGGGAACUCCUACCGGCUCAAUGAGGGUGCAGAGGGCUCCAUGUCUCCGCCCACCCCCACUGGCCUGGCCACUCGCACACGCAGUCACUCCUUCUACGUGGGCGGAGGUCUUGAGCGAGCUGGGGCCGACAGGGCCGAAAGGGCCGACCGUUUCCUCAAGGAGCGCUCCUUCAGCCUGCACCGAGCCAAUAGCUCACAGUCGGUGGCCUCAGGUACCGCCCCCAAGGAGUCUAAGCCCCUUCCACUGGCCACGCUGUCCAUCUCCCAGCAGCACCGCCCCUCUUCCUGCAUCGACAUCUAUGUGUCGGCAUCCGAGGAGGCGGGGCCAGCCGAGGUCUUCUCGGACCCGCUGAGGAUGGGCCCUCCCCUCCGGCACGACUCUUCGCUCCACUCUGAGAUUAUGGAGGCGGUGCUGUCGAGCGGGAGGGACUACAGCGGAGGCAGCGGAUUGGGCGACAGACACUCGGAGGGUGGUGCAGUGUUCGAGGACAGUGCGGCUGCAGACCUGUCACUAUGCUCUGCCCACCUUCUCCCAGAUAACACCAUGCCGACCUGGGACCUGGACCCCUCCCCACCCCCGUCAGCGGGGCCACUGGAGCGCUCCAAGAGCAGCCGCUACCUGUCCACUGGCGGCAGGGGCUACCUAGAAGAGACUCAGCUGGUCAAAUCUCACAGCCUCAUGUUUACACCGCGAGGCUGCUACGGAGGCCUAGGGGCAGGUGUUCAGGUCAAAGCGGCUGAGUACACCAGCAUCACCGACUGCAUAGACACCAGGUGUGUCUCCGCCCCUUACUCCACCGCAGAGCGCUCCCACUCCCCUGGAGGCUCCUCCUCAUUCCCCUUCAAUAAGCCCCCGGACUUGGGCUCCUCCCACCCAGAGCGCGAGGCCGAGCUCAGCCACACAGAGUCAGACCCUGAAGACCCAGAGGACCUGGCCCCGGCCCCCGAGCCCCAUCGCAUGGGGAGGGGCUUAAGAGGGGCGAGUGGGACCCCAUUCUGCUCACCCUUCUCCAGAAUGGAACGAGCCAACAGCUGCUCCUCAGAUGACUCCUCCCACCCAUCAUUGGCCCCUCCUUCACACAGAAAAAGCCUGUCGGUCAGUGAGAGGAUGGAGAGGGGUGCAGACCGUGGGGUUCUGGGGGGACCCAGGAACCCCUUCCUAAGGAGCAAGUCAGGGGCACGGCCCGACACUAAGACAGACAGCCUUUCCAUGAGAAAGCUGACCACCCCCUCUGCAUUCAGCAGCUUCGACAGUAGACACAACUACACGUGACAAUGAUGAAGAAAACAGGACAGGGACAGGGCACACUCUGUUACUAUACAGGACCAUAGGGCCAGC
Molecule: messenger RNA, 5441 nt
Organism: Oncorhynchus gorbuscha (pink salmon)
Lineage: Eukaryota; Metazoa; Chordata; Actinopteri; Salmoniformes; Salmonidae
Gene: trpm3
Product: transient receptor potential cation channel, subfamily M, member 3
Exons: 26
Coding region: 174-5375 (1733 amino acids)
Biological process (GO): protein tetramerization; monoatomic cation transmembrane transport
Cellular component (GO): membrane
Molecular function (GO): monoatomic cation channel activity
Source: RefSeq, a predicted model, not a curated record